This is a messenger RNA of Strigops habroptila (Kakapo), 5450 nucleotides long. It is a transcript of the gene HOXD3, whose product is annotated as homeobox D3. Gene Ontology annotation, cellular component: nucleus. The record is from RefSeq and is a predicted model, not a curated record. Gene Ontology annotation, molecular function: DNA-binding transcription factor activity, RNA polymerase II-specific; RNA polymerase II cis-regulatory region sequence-specific DNA binding. Gene Ontology annotation, biological process: regulation of transcription by RNA polymerase II. NCBI's taxonomy places the organism in Eukaryota, Metazoa, Chordata, Aves, Psittaciformes, Psittacidae. The transcript has 4 exons. Bases 957 to 2207 code for a protein of 416 amino acids.
GUGUAAUCAUGAAGCUCCACUUCCCCAACUCCAGUUUGCCAGCAUAAAUUAAGGUGAUAAGAAGAGGGAAUGUUGCAUCCUACUGGGUUUGGGUAGGGAGAGAGAAGACUUGGUGGAAAGUUGUAAGGUCUGUUGUGUUGUGAGCUAUUGGAGGCGCUUCCGUUGGUUGUUCAUUAAGCGGUGAGUUAUUGCUGUACGAGCCAAAGGUCAUUUCAAAGGCUUAUGGUGGCUAGAUAUCGUCUUUAUAAUGACCUGGGCUUCUUUGUGGGGGAUUUUCUGGCACUCUUAAGUUCUUAAAGUCCUGAAUCGACACGUUACACAGCCAAAUGAAAACUGCUCGUUUCGAGCCGCAAAUACUUGCGGGGCAUUUUCAGCGCUGGGGUUUCUCCGCUUAUCUGUCUCUCUGUCUUAACAGGGGGCCGGGAGGGAGGAAGGGAGAAAGACCUGCGCUAGCUCUGUUUCCGCAGGGCGCUCCACGGGCCGUGAGUUGCGGGCGGCAGGAGCGUUGGUUGUGACCGACGGGGAGGACUUCGCAGCUCCCAUGCAAUGGCGCUCCCGCUCCUCCGUGCACUGCAUCUCCGCACCCCUCCGCGCCUCGGCCCGGGCUGGGCGUUCGGGGAGGCACGCGCAGCUCCGCGGCCCCGGUGGGUGCACGAGGCCCGGCGGAGCGGCUGCCUCAGGCCGCCCUGCCCGGGUACGACCCGCGGCAGCGGUAUUUUGCGCGUUUGUUCGCUCCCCGCCUCUCUCAAAGCACUAUUAAUAAAUGAAGAGAAACAUCUGCCCUUUGUCUGGUAAUAGAUCUGAAGCGGACGGAGAGACACGGUCCGUGCCCACGGAUUAUCCAGAGGAACCUGAAGAUCCUACCCACACAGUUAAAGUCAAAAAUCAAGAAAAAACAUAAGUGUGGUGGCUACGAGUGGCCCGGGCCGACGACGUGAGGCGCGGGGCGGCGGUCAAUGUUAUUUGAGCGGGGGCCGCGGGCCUCAGCGAUCGCAGAGCAGAGGAUGCAGAAAGCCGCCUACUAUGACAACGCGGGGCUCUUCGGGGGCUACAGCUACAGCAAGGCCGACGCCUACCCCUACGGUGCGGCCCACCAGCCCUACGGCCAGGCUGGCCUGGACGGCGAGUACCCCGGCUCCGCCUGCUCCGUCCAGGGCUCGGCUCCCGGCCGUGCCCCGGCCCACAAGGGCAGCGAGCUGAGCGGCAGCUGCAUGCGGACGGCGGGGGGCGGCCCAGGGGGCAGCCAGCCCUCGGGCAUCAGCGAGCAGCAGCCCCCGGCGCUGCCGCCCUCCUCCCCGCCCAACCCCCCUCCCAGCGCGCCCCCUCCGAAAAAAACCAAGGGAGGCCCUAACUCCUCGGGCUCGUCCAACGCCACCCUCAGCAAGCAAAUAUUCCCCUGGAUGAAGGAGUCCCGGCAGAACUCCAAGCAGAAAAGCACCUGCGCCCCCUCAGGAGAGAGCUGUGAGGACAAGAGCCCCCCCGGGCCGGCCUCCAAGCGGGUGCGCACAGCCUAUACCAGCGCGCAGCUGGUAGAGCUGGAGAAGGAGUUUCACUUCAACCGCUAUCUGUGCCGGCCGCGCCGGGUGGAGAUGGCCAACCUUCUCAACUUGACAGAGCGGCAGAUCAAGAUCUGGUUCCAGAACCGCCGGAUGAAGUACAAAAAGGACCAGAAAGCCAAAGGCAUCAUGCACUCUCCCGUCGGACAGUCCCCGGACCGCAGCCCCACCCUGAGCGGCCCAAACCACGUCAGUUACUCCAGCCAGCUCCCCAGCGUCAACAGCCUCAGCUACGACGCGCCCUCGCCCACCUCUUUCGCCAAGUCGCAGCAGAGUAUGUACGGGCUGGCCGCCUACACGGCGCCGCUGAGCAGCUGCCUGCCGCAGCAGAAGCGCUAUGCGGGCGCGGAGUACGACCCCCACCCCAUGCAGAGCGGCGGCGGCGGCGGCUUCGCCAACCCCAGCCUGCAGGGCAGCCCCGUCUACGUGGGGGGCAACUUCGUGGACUCGAUGCCGGCCUCGGGCCCCAUGUUCAACCUGGGGCACCUGCAGCACCCCUCCUCCGCCAGCGUGGACUACAGCUGCGCCGCCCAGAUCCCCGGCGGCCACCACCACGGACCUUGCGACCCCCACCCCACCUACACGGACCUCUCCUCCCACCACAGCUCUCAGGGACGGAUGCAGGAGGCACCGAAGCUCACGCAUCUGUAGCGGGGCGGCGGGCGGCGGGGCCCGCUCCCCUCUCCAUUACCUCACUUUUCUGACAGGACAGUGUUACUUUGCUCUCGAGUGCCAACAGUGUUAGUGGAUUUGUCUCCCCUAGCAGCUCCCUUCUUCCUUCCGCAGCCCCGGGUAGGUCCGCGAGCAGGAGCCUUUCUCUUAGAGCUGUGUUUAAGCAUGACAGUGCAAUAUACUACAGACCGAGGGACUGGUAAGCAGGUAAUGAUGUACUUGAAGGUAAGUCUUAGAGAUGCCGUAGUGUUAGCAGCGCGUCAUGCUGAGGUGUUUUAGAGCAGGGGUGAGCGGUGGGAACUCACCCGCGCGUAAGCUUAUUCCAGAGAAGUUAAUUUAUGAAUUCUUCCGUAACGUAAGGAUCGCAUCGGACUAAACGAUAUGUAUUUAUUAUUUUAAGCGAGACAUUUUUGUAUCACUGAUUAUUUAUCCUCGUCUUAAUGUAUUUAUGUGGGUAUUUGUAGAGUUUCUUCACCAAUACUUCGGGAGAGCGAUUCAGGUCCGUGGUGACUGACAUUUCACCUAUUUAGUAUAUUCGGUCUGAACUAGUUGAGAGAGUAGUCUUGAACAGUUGUAACAGUGGCUGGUGUUCGUAGUUUAUGUAAGGAUUAAUUAAGACAGCAAGUCGUAAGUCAUGAAUAGAAUAAAACAAACUGUGGCAUCACACAAAAGAGCCGUUACACUUAAAAAAAAAAAAAUAGUAUCGGAAUUAUUUUAAAAAUAUUUAUUUCUGGCCGGCCCCGAGCGCCGGGGUGGCUUGGGGGCAGCUGGCUUGGCCGGGCGAAGCCACCCUUGGCUGGAACCGCAGCCGCUUGGAGGAGGCGAUCUAUGAAGCAGGGCACUUGGCCAUCUUGUUUCAGAUCAAAUCCUGCAUACAAAAACCUCGGUGAGGUUAACAUUUAUUUAUUGACUGGGUAUCUAUCACACAUAUUAUUAUUUGGGUGGGCUAUUUUAUUUUCUUUUUUUAUUGUUUUAAAUUACACUCUGGCUAUCUGAAAUAGGAAAGAAAUUAGAAGCUUAGAACGCAGAAAAAAUUAGAAACCCUCGGAUAGUGCUAAUUUCAUUAGGGUCUCCAUAGCAAUCCGCGCAGCAGCUGCCGCCUCCUUUGUUAUUUAUACUGUUGUCUUUAUACUAACCAUAAAUCAAUUUUUUAGACAUCUUUGGAAGCCCGAGCUUUUCCUCUUGUUUUUCAUAAAAAUAAACUUUGAAAGAAAAUUGACAAUCAGGUAGACGCAGCCGAAGGGGAGCCGCCGAGGCGGGGUGCGGGCAGUGGCGCCCGGCGAGGACGGUCCCGUCCUCCCGGACCGCAGCUGUGGGGCACCGCCGCCUCCCUCUGCCACCAACGGGACCGCUAACACGGGGAAGAAUAAGUAAAAAUUAAUUAAAAAACCCCAAACAAACCAGACCGCCCCCCCCCAAACAAACCACAAAACGAUGCUCUGAACCCUCGUGUUUCCUCGUCUUUAGUUACACGGCUGUGUUGAAUCCCUCGCUGGAUUUACAGAUACUUCUUUUGUAAACGUUGUCAUUAAAGCCUCUUCCUGACGGUACACGUCGCUCCGAAAAGACUGUUCUUACCUCUUUCUAAAAGUGUCGAGUUAAAGAUUAAUCCGAACUUCCGUAUUCCCCACCAACCCGUCUGACGCGCCACUUCCCAGUCUGACAAACACUGCAGCUCCUACUCCAUCCUCUAAUGAAAGGACCUGGCAUUCCUAUUGUGAGAUAUAUUUUAACUCUUCCAAUUCUGGUCAACACAGACAAGUUUUCUUUCUUUCUUUCUUUCUUUCUUUCUUUCUUUCUUUCUUUCUUUCUUUCUUUCUUUCUUUCUUUCUUUCUUUCUUUCUUUCUUUCUUUCUUUCUUCGUGUCUUCCUUUCUUACUUUCUUCCUUUCUUCCUUUCUUCCUUUCUUCCUUUCUUCCUUUCUUCCUUUCUUCUUCCUUUCUUCUUCCUUUCUUCCUUUCUUCCUUUCUUCCUUUCUUCCUUUCCUUUCUUCCUUUCUUCCUCUCUUUCUCUCUCUCUUUCGCUCUUUCGCUCUCUCUUUUCGCUCUUUCGCUCUCUCUUUUUGCUCUUUCGCUCUUUCUUUUGCUCUUUCACUCUUUCUUUUGCUCUUUUGCUCUUUCUUUCUUUUGCUCUUUCGCUCUUUCUUUCGCUCUUUUGCUCUUUCGCUCUUUUGCUCUUUCUUUCGCUCUUUCUUUCACUCUUUCUCUCUUUCUUUUGCUCUUUCACUCUCUCUUUUCCUUCCUCCCUUCCUCCCUUCCUCCUUUCUUCCCUUCCUCCCUUCCUCUUUUCCUUCCUUCCUUCCCUCCCUCCCUCCCUCCUUCUCUCCCUCCCUCUCUCCCUCCUUCCCUCCUUCCCUCCUUCCCUCCCUUCUGGUAUUUAUGUUUGGCUGGACAGUAACAAUUCAAAAUCCUACUUAGGGUUUUAUUUUCCCCUCUGUGCAAUUUUAACAAUGUCGUGCUAUGUUGAGAAGUGUAACUUCUGUUAAAUUUCACUUUCACCCAAGCAAAUUUGGAUAUAUGUGUUGUAGAUCUGUAAACAAAACAGAACAGAAUAAACUACUUUGUUUGGAGACAUAUUUUAACCAUUUUGAGCCCUAAAAUUGUUUUCUCUGGAAGUUUCCACACAAAUUGUUUCAUACAAGCUCCAUCCAGGAGUAAAAAACACAAACAAUGCAAAAACUAAGGCUAAACACCACUUGUGAAUUACACUUUAUAAUAUUCCAUAAAUAUAUAUAUGUUUGUAUCUCCAAAAUUUUCUGUAAUCAAUGUACCCAGGACUGAAAUUGUACAUGUAGGGUUUUUUGUGUGUUCUUGAAAACACCAUGUAUUUUGUACCACCUGCUUCUAUCUGUGAAAUGGCAAGGCACCCCUAUUUCUGCAGGGCCAUUCCUGGUGUAACCCAAUGUGCUUUCCUCAAGAGUUUCCCACCUUCAUGCUCUGUAGGUUGUUCUUCAAACAGUGUCUGCUCUGACUUGCACUAUUAGUCCUUCAUUAAAUCUGUUAAGAAAGAAAAGGCUGUUUUUAGGUAGCCCUUCCCCAGAUCUGAGGAAGAAGGGGGUUUGAGAGGAACCCUGACCACAAACACAGUGUUACUGAUGCACACUGCCCUGACUUAUUUUCAUAUUGCAGAAAGAUGGGGUUUGCUGACUUGGUUUCCAGUGGGGUGAAGGAGGAGCAUGUGGAAGGGGAAAUCUUGUAAAUAAAUUUACUUUCUUCUCCGUGA